CUGCAGGCAUUUGCUCUGGGCUCCAGGACGAGCUCCUCCUCAGCUGGUGCGUCUGGGUUGGGACAGUGAAAAUGUUUAGUGUCACUGGCGACAAAUACACGUACAGGGGACCCCAGUAGGCAGGCUGGUGCAUUGGAGGGGCAGGAGCAAGCCCAACAUAGGUGUGUGCACACACAUAGGAGUAGCUGGCCACAUGUGUGUGUACAUUAAGGAAAGACUUUAGUUUUUUGGUUUUUUUUUUUUUUUGGUUCCUGGGGUAAAUUUUCUGUUGAACAUUUUUCCCUCCUAUUUAAUUUUUUUUCUUUUGCAUUUUUAAAAAUUUGAACAUAAAAACUAUAAAGAAUCAAAUCUUUCAAAGGACCGAGGCGUGCAGCGGACAGCAGAUGGAUCCCGCGGCCAGCAGCUGCAUGAGGAGCCUCCAGCCCCCAGCCCCUGUCUGGGGCUGCCUUCGAAACCCCCACUCAGAAGGCAAUGGGGCCUCAGGGCUACCCCACUACCCGCCCACCCCGUUCUCCUUCCACCAGAAACCAGACUUCCCGGCAACAGCGACGGCAGCGUACCCCGACUUCUCAGCCUCCUGCCUGGCAGCCACCCCACACAGCCUGCCUCAGGAGGAGCGUGUCUUCACUGAGCAGCACCCCGCUUUCCCACAGUCCCCCAACUGGCACUUCCCUGUCUCAGAGGCCCGGCGCAGGCCCAACUCAGGCCUGGCAGGGGGUUCCAAGGAAACGGGGACCAGCAGCCUGGGCCUGCUGGACACCACAGGAGGCCCAGGCGAGGACUACGGGGUGUUUGGGAGCACUGCCAAUGAGACAGAGAAGAAAUCAUCCAGGCGGAGAAAGGAGAGUUCAGGGAAGUCAGCUGAGAUUAAGGCUCUGAGAGCUAAGACUGAAGCUGGGACCCUGGGUGGCCACCCAAAGCCAAGACCCUAUGUGUCCAUGAGCCUAGAGGCAGAGAAGCAGGCCUGCAGCUGGAUAGGAGAGUCCAGGGACAUUCUUUUUAUCAUCUUCAUGGCCCAGAUGCAGAGAGGAAAACCUUUCAGCUCCUUCACCUUCUUCUUGCAGGACCCAACUAAGCGCUUUGCUUCCUGA
Messenger RNA from Piliocolobus tephrosceles (Ugandan red Colobus), 1091 nucleotides. RefSeq names its product mesenchyme homeobox 1 (gene MEOX1). The transcript is spliced from 4 exons. Gene Ontology annotation, biological process: positive regulation of transcription by RNA polymerase II; somite development. Bases 384 to 1091 code for a protein of 235 amino acids. Gene Ontology annotation, molecular function: DNA-binding transcription factor activity, RNA polymerase II-specific; RNA polymerase II cis-regulatory region sequence-specific DNA binding. Lineage: Eukaryota; Metazoa; Chordata; Mammalia; Primates; Cercopithecidae. Gene Ontology annotation, cellular component: nucleus. The record is from RefSeq and is a predicted model, not a curated record.